Malaya genurostris is the source of this 5378-nucleotide messenger RNA. RefSeq lists its product as uncharacterized. The coding region runs from base 615 to 5378 and encodes 1587 amino acids. The record is from RefSeq and is a predicted model, not a curated record. Lineage: Eukaryota; Metazoa; Arthropoda; Insecta; Diptera; Culicidae. The transcript has 3 exons.
ACUUGGUUGCGGUGAACCUCCAUUUGAAAACCUUGAGCUACGGAUAUAUAUACCUUUGAAUCAUACAUCUUGGUCUGAAAUGUCAGCUGCAUGAGUAGGCACAUUUGAUUGCUUAUAAGAUAAAAGAACGACAGUAAGAUUAGUGGAAGACAUAGUAGUUCAGUUGCUAAAUCUUAACCUAAAGUGGAAGUCAUCUUAACAGCUAGGUAGAAGCUAGGUGAGGAUUAAAAUCUGAUUAUGAAUAGUUUAAAAUUCUUAAUAACUAAUUAUAUUAAUUAGGCAAACAGUGUAUUUCUUAUUUAAUAGUAGUUACGGAUUGAAUUUAUAAAAGCUGCUAAAGGUAAAAUCGAAACCUAUAUCUAAAAAACAUGUGUGAAUUUAACCUAAAACUAUAUUGUAGCCCUUCAGCGUACGAUAGUGCAACGAUUUAGAAGUAAGAGCAAAUAGAAAAACACUAAACGAUUUUUUUAACCCUUCGCACGGGCGUUGAUAAAUAUAUUGGGUUAAAGGAUUGGAAACCGGUCUGUCUUUUGCUCCGAAAACAUUUCGUGACAAUUUAAAAAAAUCGUUUAUUUUUGCGUUCGCGCGGUCGGGUGGUUGAACUAUACGGUACUAUGUCGAAUAAAGGUGUUGGUCAAAAAAAGAAUUGUCCUCCGGAAAUUCCCGAGGAUGCCGCAGAUGAAACGAGUUGCGUUAUCUGUGAAUCACCGGAUAACAGUCGGAUGGUGGCAUGCGAUGCAUGCAUGAAGUGGUUUCAUUUCAAGUGCGUUGGGGUAGAUGAGAGUAUCCAAAACCGGGAUUGGAGUUGCGAAAAGUGCGUAUUAUCUCAGGUCGCCGGAGGAUUUUCUACACCAGUUACGGCAGAAAGUAACUCUUCGCUAAACAACCGGCCUAGUUAUGACGGUCAGCUCCGCGACCAGUUGGAAAAGCUGCAGCGGAGAUUCGAUGAGCAGCAAAAGGCCUUUAAACGAGUGCUACGGGAAAAGGACAGAGAAAUACAAGAGGCACUUAGACAUCAGUAUAACUAUUACGGUUCGGCAGCAGCAGCUAAGGCAACGGAAGGCCAACAAUCGCAAUCAGUAAGUAAUUCUGGGCGCGAAUCAACAGGUGCCCUUCCGAAGGCAAAUUCUACAUCUGUCAGUACAGGCGGUUUGAGUAAGAGCCGGGUUGAGGAAGAGCUCAAACUUUUGGAGCAGAAACAAGCCUUGGAAAAUAAACAUUUUGAGGAGCGUCGUUCACUACUCCAGCGAUUCGGAUGCGCUGAUGCAGCAACAAGGAAUUAUUCCUCAAGAUUAAAUGCAAACGCAGUUGAGUUUGAAAUGUCUUAUGCCGACAACGAGACGGCAUAUCGAAACUCAGUGCCUGAUGGUUUUGAACCAGAACUUAGCAGAAGUCAGCUGGCGGCGCGCCAAGCGGUUCCCAAGGAUUUACCUACAUUUUCUGGCAAUCCUGAGGAAUGGCCAUUAUUCUUUGCGAGUUUCGAAAGCACUUCAAGAAUGUGUGGUUACAGCGACGAGGAAAAUUUGAUACGUCUUCAACGUAGUUUGAAGGGCAAGGCGCUCGAGUCUGUACGGAGUAGACUUCUUCAUCCGUCGAACUUGACUGGAGUUAUUGCCACUCUACGGACUCUGUUUGGUCGCCCGGAGAUAAUAGUACAUUCACUGGUUAGUAAAAUACGUGAUAUGCCGUCCCCUCGAGCAGAAAAAUUACCUACGCUGAUAGAUUUUGGUGUUGCGGUGCAAAACAUGUGUGCUACCAUCAAGGCAUGUGGUCUAGCUGAGCAUCUUUGCAAUGUUGCAUUACUUCAAGAGCUGGUGGAUCGAUUGCCGGCCGUAAUUAAACUAAACUGGGCCUUGCAUCGACAAACACUUCACUCAGUUACCUUGUCGGAUCUAGGCGAUUGGUUAGAGAAGCUAGUUGAGGCAGCUUGUGCAGUGACAAUUCCGGCGGUUAGUGGACAACAUGGAGUUCACAGAGGCGAAGGAAGGGGAAGAAAAGGUGAUAACUUUCUGAAUGUACACACCGAUGGCAAUAUAGCUUACGAUAUGCAAAAUACGCCAAUCAAAUCAAAGGAACCACAACAAGGAUCUGGCAAAUUUUGUGUAGCCUGUAAGGAAGGAUGCAGUUCUCUUGAGCGAUGCAAAAGGUUCCAUGCCAUGGAUGUCGAAUCGCGAUGGUCGUUGCUUAAAGAAUACAAGUUAUGCAGAAAAUGUUUGCGAAGACAUUUCGGGGCUUGUUCAGUCAAGACUCCAUGUGGUAAAAGUGGGUGCAAAUUCAUGCAUAAUAAGCUACUUCAUGACGAUGCAAGAUACAGCCAGUUGACUGUGAUAAAUAAUCCAGCAUCGCAUCAAGAUUUUGCAUCACAAAACUGCAACGUUCACUUGAAGGCAGUGGAAAAAAUUCUCUUUCGGUAUAUCCCUGUUAUACUUCAUGGUCGUGGUGGGGCAACAGUAAAGACGUAUGCCUUUCUGGACGAUGGAUCGUCUGCGACACUAAUGGAUCACUGUCUUCUUAAGGAGUUGAACCUAGAAGGGACACCAAACCCCCUAUGUCUUAAUUGGACAGCGGGACAACAGCGCAGUGAGAACGAGUCUGUCGAGUUACCCAUACGAAUUUCUGGUGAUCAAAGCGGAAGUAAAAUAUACGAAAUGUUAAAAGUACAUACCGUGCAUAAAUUAGCUCUUCCAUUCCAAUCUAUUUCAAUGAAUCAGUUGUCUGCUCGAUAUCCACACCUUGAGGGAGUUCCAUUCAAGUCUCAUGAAGCUAUUUCACCACAAAUAUUAAUCGGAAUUGAUAAUUGUCGUUUGGGUCACAUAUUGAGCAGUAAAGAAGGUGAAGUAAAUCAUCCAGUAGCAGCGAAAACUCGUCUAGGAUGGUUGGUUUAUGGGCCAUGUGGAACAGCACCGAAAGGUUCAACUUCGGAUAUCGCUCAUCAUAGCUUUCACAUGUGCCCAUGCAACAAGGAACGGGAAAAUAACCUGAAUAAUGCCCUAAAAGAAUACUUUUCUCUAGACAGUCUCGGUAUUUCUAAAACAGCCAAGCCAUUACUUUCACGAGAUGAAGAACGAGCAAGAUAUCUCCUUACUACGCAAACGCGUCUAGUUGGAAAACGUUACGAGACGGGCCUCUUAUGGCGGUUUGAUAACAUACGAUUACCGGAUAGCAAAGGAAUGGCUCUGCAACGACUAAGAUGUCUAGAGACACGGAUGCAUCGUGAUAAGAAGUUAGCUGAAAUAUUGAAAGCGAAGGUCAGACACUACGAGGAUAUUGGAUACAUCAGAAAAUUAACUUCGUACGAGGUAGCAGAGAAACACCCACGAGCCUGGUAUCUUCCCAUUUUUCCAGUUGUCAAUCCAAACAAACCAGGCAAGGUUCGGAUAGUCUGGGAUGCAGCGGCAUCGGUCAGUGGAGUCUCGUUGAAUUCGUUUUUGCUGUCAGGUCCCGAUCAAUUGACAUCGCUUAUAUCGGUGCUAUACAAGUUUCGCGAGUUUCGAGUAGCUAUAACGGGUGACAUCCGCGAGAUGUUUCACCAAGUACUAGUGAACGAGACAGAUCAACAUAGCCAGCGAUUCUUGUGGAGAGAUGGUGAUACAGAUCGCGAGCCGGAGGUUUUUCAAAUGAAAGUCAUGACCUUUGGGGCGACUUGUUCCCCUAGUAUAGCACAAUACGUGAAAAAUCACAACGCGGAAAGAUUUCGACAUCAGUAUCCUCGAGCUGUUGAAGCCAUACAUAAGGAACAUUACGUCGACGAUAUGUUGUCGAGCGUAGAGACCGAAGACGAGGCGGCGCGCCUGGCUCUUGAUGUUUGCUACAUACAUUCGCAAGGCGGAUUCGAAAUUCGUAACUGGUUAUCGAAUUCUAGAAAGGUACUCGAUAAAUUACGUGUCGGUGUGACGGAUGAGAAGAAUAUGGAUCUAUAUUCUGUGAUCGCGACGGAGAAGGUUCUUGGAUUAUGGUGGUGUACCGCUACUGACAAAUUUACAUUCAGGCUAUCACCAAAGCACAAUAAAGAAAUAAUUUUCUCUAACAAAACUCCAACCAAGCGCGAGGUUCUAAGGACUCUAAUGACAAUAUAUGAUCCACUGGGUCUAAUUGGGAACUUUUUGAUGUACUUGAAGGUUCUCCUACAAGAAAUAUGGAGAUCAGGUGUGGGCUGGGACGAUGAAAUUCCGACAAAAUUGGAUGAAAAGUGGAAAGUUUGGCUAUGUGUACUUCCUUCGGUUGAGCAAGUCCAGAUUCCCAGGUGUUACCGUCAAGUCACAGCCAUAGACAAAAACUACGUAACUCAGCUUCAUAUUUUUGUCGAUGCCAGUGAAAGUGGCAUGGCAGCAGUGGUAUACGUGAGGUUUGAACAGAACAGUCAAAUUGAAUGUGCGUUAGUUGGUUCGAAGACACGCGUAGCUCCAUUGAGGUAUCUAUCAAUACCGCGUAUGGAAUUGCAAGCAGCUGUAAUUGGAGUUCGCCUAGCUGAUACUAUCGCCAAGUCUCAUCGACUAACCAUAUCGGAACGAUUCUUUUGGACGGAUUCACGCGAUGUGAUAUGUUGGUUACAGUCUGAACAUCGACGUUAUAGUCAGUUUGUGGCCUGUAGAGUCAGCGAAAUUCUUGAGAGUUCGACCAUGAGUGAGUGGAGGUGGAUUUCAACAAAACUGAACGUGGCCGACGAGGGAACUAAGUGGCAGAAGGUGCCAGAUCUGAAACCGACGAGUAGAUGGUUCCGUGGAGUAGAAUUUCUAUGGAUGCCCAUGAGCGUUUGGCCACCUAGCGUGCACUCAGGAAGCACAACAGAAGAGCUUCGUUCCAAUAUAUUACAUCACACUAUUCAAGAGCCUGUAGUUUGUGUAGAGAGGUUCUCUAAAUGGAAAAGGUUACUUAGAACUGUAGCCUACGUCAAACGUUUUGUGUCUAUUUUACGCUGCAAGGUAGAAGGAAUGGCUAAACAAACGGGACCAUUAACUCAUGAAGAACUGAUUGCAGCAGAAUGGUUUAUCUAUAGCUUAGUUCAACGGCAGGUAUAUCCGGAAGAAGUAAGAAUACUGGCAGAUAUCAAAUCGGAUACGCAAAAUUGUAAGCGUUUACUUCCGAAGUCUAGUUUCCUGUACACACUUUGUCCAGUUGCAGAUGAUCGCGGCGUUCUGCGUGUGAAUGGACGAAUCAACGCUAUUAAGUUCGUGGGUGAUUUAACUAAGCGUCCGAUAUUGCUGCCGGAGAAGAACCGUAUUACCGAUCUCAUCAUUGGGGAUUACCAUUCGAAAAGUACCACAUUCCGAAGCUUCGUGCUGUGUAUAACCGUGUACGCAAAAUGUGUCAACUGUGCAAAAUUCGUCGAGCGUGUCCUGUGCCUCCUCAAAUGGGAGAACUCCCAGAAGCCCGUUUAG